Molecule: messenger RNA, 1254 nt
Organism: Solanum stenotomum
Lineage: Eukaryota; Viridiplantae; Streptophyta; Magnoliopsida; Solanales; Solanaceae
Exons: 10
Coding region: 300-908 (202 amino acids)
Biological process (GO): mRNA splicing, via spliceosome
Cellular component (GO): spliceosomal complex; U4/U6 x U5 tri-snRNP complex
Molecular function (GO): nucleic acid binding; zinc ion binding
Source: RefSeq, a predicted model, not a curated record
AGAGCAGAGGGGUGUUGCGAGAAUCGAACUCACGACCUCUCGCACCCGAAGCGAGAAUCAUACCACUAGACCAAACACCCGUCGGCUUAUCCUCUUCUGAGCUUUCUUAUUUGAAACCGAACGAAAACUCUCUUCCCGUUUCCUUCCUGAAAAUUGAUUCGUCUCCUUUGUUGAACAAUCGGACCUAGGGUUUUUACAAUUUGAUAUUCAUUCUCCGGGACCGGGGCUUGCAAUUCCCUGUCGAUUCCACAAGUUUUUCUCAACUAGCGGUACCAGCAACUGGUCCAAUUUCCGAAGCAAUGGAUCAGUCCAGCAAUCAUGUUGUUGGAGUUGAUAAUACUUCUCGAAAAAAGUUCGACAGAGAAGAGAUUUUGCAGCGUGCUCGUGAACGCGAUGAACAGGAGGCGGAUGGUCGGAAAUCGAAGUCAAAAGGACCUCCAGUGCAGAGGAAGCCCUUGAAACCAAGAGAUUAUCAAGUGGACCUCGAGUCUCGGUUGGGAAAGACUCAGGUGGUUACUCCAAUUGCACCAUUAAGUCAGCAGGCUGGAUACUAUUGCCCAGUAUGUGAAUGUGUAGUGAAGGAUUCUGCAAACUACUUAGACCAUAUCAACGGGAAGAAGCAUCAACGAGCUUUGGGUAUGUCUAUGCGGGUGGAGAGAUCCUCUCUAGAGCAGGUCCAACAACGAUUUGAAUCACUCAAGAAGCGCAAAGAUCCAGGAAGCUUUACUGUGCAAGAUUUUGAUGAGCGAAUGUUGAAACAGCAGCAGGAAGAGGAAGAAAGGAAACGUUUACGUCGAGAAAAGAAGAAAGAGAAGAAGAAAGAGAAGGUCUCAGAAGAGGAACCUGAAAUAGACCCUGAUGUUGCAGCUAUGAUGGGAUUUGGAGGUUUCAAAACUUCAAAAAAGUGAUUGCCUUUGGCCAUGAAUCUAUUGGGAAGAUGGUUUAGUCUGGAGUAAUCUGCCAGAGGCUGGUAGUUUACUUUGAAAAGGUCUAAAAUAUGAGAUAGAAAUUCCAUUUCGGUACCAUAGUAGCCAGGCAGUUGAGUUUCGUCAAUCUCAUGUUUGAUAAGCUAGUCUCCAGAAUUUUCUCACUGAACUGAUUGCAACCACGGUUUGGAGUAUAUCCUCUCCAAUUGUUCAUUGCUGAUUGAAGUGUCCAAAUCUUUCUGCAUCAUUGCUAGUUUGGAGAAUACGGUUACGGUAUGAAAAUUUCUACAAACUAGUGAUUUGAUGGGUAGUUGACGUUUUCUUCUUC